CCCAAACUAUUUCUGAAAGUUACUGUUCUAUCAGACUCUUAGGGAAGGACGAUAUUUUGCAGGUAUUUCUGCUUAAUUUAAUGAAAUACUGUUGUAAAAAAGGAGAAAAACUAUAUAGAAGGGCCUAAAAAAAGAAAGCUGGCUGUUACUGACACUGUACUGCAAGCUUUUCACACUUAAUGUAUUACAGUGGUGUUUGUAAGAAUGACCAGGCCAUGCAGAUGUUCUGGCAGCAUCUAUAUUUUAAUUCAGAUCAAGCCUAUUCUUUUCAAGUGAACCUCCUAAUUGUCCUCACUUACCUUUCCCUGCCUUUAUUGAGGAGUGAUCAUGGAGCGCAUAAGCUGGAUUACAUCCAGGUUGGAACACAUCUUCAAAUGUGGAUGCAAGUCCAGGGUAGUUUUAAAGUGCAUUUAGUAUAUUCCCACUACUAGUAGCGUUCAGUUGACAGGAACAGGCUAGCAGCUGUCCAGAGUGGACUCUGGGUUGUCCCAAUAAACUAUUUUGCUUGCAGAUCUUCUAAUGUUGAUCUGCAGGACUUGUUGGCUUGAGAGUAAAUAUAUUGAAAGUGAUUGUUAGCCUUAAUGCUGAAGACUAUGUUUGAAAUGUGUCCUUCGUGUAUGAAUCUUUGAUUUUGCUUGGUACAGUGUUAAAAAUCCAAGGCAUUCAUAUAUAUUAAGUGGACCAAACACUAUUACAAGAUGAGUGAGAAUUGGAAAGUGGAGAUAAAUUACGAAUUAUGUUCCAGCUAAUUCAGCAAUUGAAUGGAAUUGUGUAAGCCUGAUCUGAUCUGCCCCUUUUCCUCUAGCUGUACUGCAGUCUUUCUGGUACCUCGUCCUUUACUUGUGUAGUGUACCUCUCUCAAGCAAUCCUGCAUUCUCAAAUCCAACAGAUAUGCAGUUGCUAAAAUAAGUACCAUGCUUGCAAACUUGAUUGUUCCACUUUUGUGUAUGUGUUAAAAGCAUAAAGCUGUGGAGUCCCUCCACAGUUUAGGUCUUAUUUACUACUGGUACUGUAUUGUGGCCAUAGAUUCCAAACUCUAAUAUCAACAUUCAGUUAUUGCAGUAAUAGCUGUGCUACUGCUUGAAUACUAUUUUUGAAGAUGGUUUUUGCCCACUGAUCUUCAUUAUUUUCUCCAUGUUCCCCUGUGAGGCAAAGCUUGCCAGGAGUCUUACAGAAUGCAGCCUAUCAAGACUAGGCAGUAGUAAAAGAAGUGGAAAACAAGCACUGCAAAACAAUGAGCAGAAAGAGGGAAAGAAGGAGCGAGCAAUGGUGGACAGAGUGUUUAUUGCAAGAAUAUGUCGAAUCCUGAAAAUAAUGGUCCCUAGAACGCUUUGUAAAGAGACAGGUUAUUUGCUGCUUAUUGCUGUGAUGCUGGUAGUCCGCACGUAUUGUGAUAUUUGGAUGAUUCAAAAUGGAACAGUCAUUGAAAGUGCUAUCAUCGGCCGCAGCAGAAAAGAUUUCAAGAAAUACUUGUUCAACUUCAUUGCCGCAAUGCCUGCUAUCUCUUUAGUGAAUAACUUCCUGAAGUAUGGUCUAAAUGAAUUGAAACUUUGCUUCCGAGUAAGACUUACCAGAUACCUCUAUGAGGAAUAUCUUAAAGCUUUUACGUACUACAAAAUGGGAAAUCUGGACAACAGAAUAGCUAAUCCAGAUCAACUCCUUACCCAGGAUGUGGAAAAAUUCUGUAAUAGUGUAGUAGACCUGUACUCAAACCUUAGCAAGCCCUUCUUGGAUAUAGUCUUGUAUAUCUUCAAGCUAACAAGUGCAAUAGGAGCUCAGGGUCCAGCUAGCAUGAUGGCAUACUUGAUUAUUUCAGGGUUUUUCCUUACACGUUUAAGGAGACCAAUUGGCAAGAUGACUAUUAUAGAACAAAAAUAUGAAGGGGAAUACAGAUACGUCAACUCACGGCUUAUUACAAACAGUGAAGAAAUUGCUUUUUAUAAUGGAAACUUGAGAGAAAAACAGACUAUUCACAAAACCUUCCGUAAACUGGUGGAACACUUGCAUAAUUUUAUCCUGUUCCGGUUCUCUAUGGGUUUCAUUGAUACUAUCAUUGCCAAAUAUCUUGCCACUGUGGUUGGUUACCUGGUUGUUAGUCGUCCAUUUUUGAACCUGGCUGAUCCUCGUCAUCAGAAUAGUACUCAUGCAGAACUUUUGGAGGAUUACUACCAAAGUGGGAGAAUGUUACUGAGAAUGUCUCAAGCUUUGGGCAGAAUAGUCCUAGCAGGCCGUGAAAUGACAAGAUUGGCUGGUUUCACAGCCCGAAUUACAGAAUUAAUGCAGGUCCUGAAGGACUUGAAUAGUGGCAAAUACCAGCGUACUAUGGUAUCACAAGACAAAGAUGCAGAUAAAAAGCAAGCUCUGCCUUUGAUACCUGGAUCUGGAGAAAUUAUCAACACUGAUAACCUUAUCAAGUUCGAUCACGUUCCGUUGGUGACACCUAAUGGAGAUGUUUUGAUUCAAGACCUUAACUUUGAGGUUCGAUCUGGUGCAAAUGUACUAAUUUGUGGGCCGAAUGGGUGUGGGAAGAGCUCACUUUUUCGUGUUCUUGGUGAGUUGUGGCCUUUGUUUGGUGGGCGUUUAACAAAACCUGUAAGAGGAAAGUUGUUCUAUGUUCCCCAGAGACCAUAUAUGACUCUUGGAACGCUCAGAGAUCAAGUUAUCUAUCCAGAUACUUUAGAAGAUCAGAGAAGGAAAGGUAUUUCUGACCAGGUGCUGAAGGAAUACUUGGAUAAUGUCCAGCUCGGGCAAAUCUUGGAACGUGAAGGAGGCUGGGAUAGUGUUCAGGAUUGGAUGGAUGUACUCAGCGGGGGAGAAAAACAGAGAAUGGCAAUGGCAAGGUUAUUUUAUCAUAAGCCCCAGUUUGCAAUUCUGGAUGAGUGCACCAGUGCUGUUAGUGUUGAUGUAGAAGGCUACAUUUACAGCCACUGCCGGAAGGUUGGCAUCACUCUCUUCACUGUCUCCCACAGAAAAUCACUCUGGAAACAUCAUGAUUUUUACUUGCAUAUGGAUGGCAGAGGAAACUACGAGUUCAAGAAAAUAACUGAAGACACAGUUGAAUUUGGAUCUUAAAGUUCAUGAACUGAACUGCUAGAGACUGAUGAUUACAGGAAGUGUGUAGGAUGGCAGACAUUGUACAAGAAAACUGCUCAGCUUGUUUUAUAAACAAAUUAACUAGGAUAACCCAAAACAAGCUGUUAAGCAUUUACUAUUAUGUAGGAUAUUGCUAAUUGUGUAUAUGUUGGUUUAAUUAUUGAUAUGUACUAAGAAUGUCCUUAUUCUUGUGGUUUAAAAACCUGCCUAAAUUAAAUUGGGCUUAAAUCACUGUAACCUGAUUCAUCCUGGGAUGCAAACCAUUUGAAAUCAGCUGAUUUGACUUUUGUAGACCUUCUUUCCCUUCAGUGAAAAGCCCUGUUAAAAUUAGGGUUGCUACCUCUCUUGUUCCUGCAAAGCAGUCUUGGAUUUUUGCUCUGUUCUAUGCAUAUUUCUGAGUUAUCCCACAUGGAGCAGGACGUUAUCCCAUCUUCAGAUCUGUGCCCAGCUAAAUGAAAGAGCCUUUUCCUUGACCAAACCUUGUGAUGUAGCCAAUACACCCUUGCUGAUAAAGGAUGGACUGAACAUAAAAGACAAAACUAAUUCCUUCUGGUAAAAAAAUUAAGCUUGUUCUUUGCUGAGUUUUGCAUUCUCUUUUAACAUCAGUCUCUCCAUGCAAUUUUCUGCUGCUCAGCAAUCCUGUUCUUUCCCGGUUUAGCAAGAGUUUCAUCCAUCCUCCACCUCAGCUGCCCUUUUUCUGUCAGAGAAAUACUAUGGUAAUGAAGAGUUUAGAGGAGGUUGAAGGAGGAAAGGACUAACAAAAGGCGGGGGGCUGUAGAAAAAAUAUGUUCCUUGUAUGUUUUCAGCUUUGAAGGAAUGAGUGGUUCCCACAAGAGGAAACAGAGAAAAUAAUGUGGGUCCAAUCAUUCUUCUCUUGAAAUCAGCAGGGAUUAGAAUGGACUCAAAAAUGCUAAUCUGUGAAGUAGCAGACUGUCAUCUGUCCUGUUCUGUUCGGUCCCGUAAUAUAGCAGUUGCUUUCUCCAAGUUUGUCCUUUUCUUCCUCUUCACAAAAUAUGAUCUUGUGGGUUUAGCUGCUCUUCAGAUCUGAGCUUGAAAGUGAGUGAUAAUGGUAUUUCCUCUUUGGCCUUCUAGGCUGUGAAAGCCUAAAAUGAUACUUUCAUCCUUCACAUUUAUUCUUUUAUUUGUCAUGAGGUUUCUUGAUUUCUGAUACAAAUUAUUCACCAGUGAUUCUUGCUGUUGCCUAAGGAUCAUUAGUCCUUGUUGGUUUUCUUGUUCCAGCUGCCAAAUCCCCUUGAAGAAACCAAACUUGUUGAAUAGUUUACUGUAACCAUUUUUUCCAUGCAAAUGAUUACUGUCAUUGCUCAGUGACUUUGAGAAACAUAAAUGCAGCAAGGUGAUUUUUGUGAUCAGGGAAGAGGAAGGUAUAACUGAAACUGAAUUGCAGUUUAGGCUUUAAAACAAAAAUAUACAAUACCUGUUGUACAUUGAAGGUCUCGUAGUUUUUUAGUGUUCCAUAUAAGAUAUAAUAUAGGAAUGCACUACAUGAAGGCAUGCAUAAAACAUGCAAUAAAUCUGUUCUCUGUGCAUCUUUUAUCAAGGGUUUAGAUUAAAAACAAACCCAACUUUUUAUAAAAUGUGUAUGUACUUGGAUGCACUGCUGUCUGUUAAUUUUUACCCAAUUUGAUUAGUCAUCUUCUUUCAUGUUGAAAUUGCUACCUGUUAAUAUUUUCCCUUUUAUCAUAGUUCUUGCCCAUACCUGUCAGUACCACUAUUCUUUCAUAGUACUCAAAUGCAAAUGGCUAUCCUGGUAUAAGAAUCCAGUGACCACAGUAUAUUCAUAGUAUAAUGCAUCAAUGAAAAUCAGAAAGCCUCUCUGAAGUGUAGUGCAUUCAAGAGAAUGAGGUACCAGAAUAAAUUUUUGUGCUUGGUCCACAAGAAGGCAAAUACGUAUCUCCAUUUUACUAAUCUUUUUUUCCUGUUCAUUCAGAUUCUCACAUCAGCCAUAACAUAGCAGGUAGCAGCAUGCCGUAUGUGAGGUGGUAGUCUUUUUUUUUUUUUUUAAUUGUAACUGUGAAAAUAGGGAUGCCAGGUAGUUUGUUGUGUGGGGUUUUUUUUUGUUUGGGGUUUGUUGGUGGUUUGGGUGGUUUUUUUUGGUGAACGUUCUCAGCACAAAUGCAACUUCUCUAGGAAGGGAUGUUUUAGUAGCCUUUAAAGACAAAGAAAAAAAAUUCUGAAAUGAGAAGGUUGCUCUUACCUUUGUGACUAGGGCAGACUUUGCAGUGAAGUAGUGAACUUGGGAUACUUCAAUGUAUUUUUAACGCUGACAAGCAAAACCACACACAGCAUACUUAGAUAGCACCCCAGCAGCCAAUCCCAAGGUACUCUACAAUUAAAUUGGUUAAUAACAGAAUUUUGUAUAAACUCAGAUUUAUUUUAAAAACUAAAAACAACAAAAACAUUAAAAAUCCAACUCCAUAACCAAGGAGGAAUAGGUUUGCCUUUAGAUGCCAUGAAGUUUGUUGAAACUGAGUAUGCUAGUGUCUCCUUAGGGCCAGGACUUGGUGUUUCUAAAUAUACUGGAAGAAAAGGAAAGAAAAAUACUCUUCUAUGCUUGAUUGUAAGCGAGGCUUAUCAAGAAAGUAUAAAAAGAAUGUAGUUUCAAAAUUAUAUUCUUAAAAGGCCUUACAUUAAAGUAUUUUGAGAUAGACUUGGUCUAUUGAAAGAUGGUUUAAAAAUCUAAUUAAAAUGAUCCAAGUUCCAUUUCUGUUGCAGAAUUGCACUGUGAUACUGUAUUUUAGCUGUUACAUCUUUUUAAUAGCACAAGUUGGAAGUUUGUAAAUUGGAAUUCUGAGCUAUCUUGGUAAGACAAAGUACUGAUGAAAAUUUUCAGUCUCAAACUGUUGGUGCUUUGAAGAUGGUACUGGUAAUAGUCAGAGGGCUGCAUUUCAGCAGUGGUGGGAAACAUUCCUGUAUGUAAAUACUGUAAAGUGUUUUGAAGGGGGAAAUGGCGCUAUAUAAAUGUAAGACAUUAAGUGCCUCUGAAAUAAUAAUAAAUCUAAAGAUAAAAUAUA
Molecule: messenger RNA, 6125 nt
Organism: Falco peregrinus (peregrine falcon)
Lineage: Eukaryota; Metazoa; Chordata; Aves; Falconiformes; Falconidae
Gene: ABCD3
Product: ATP binding cassette subfamily D member 3
Exons: 23
Coding region: 1135-3072 (645 amino acids)
Biological process (GO): peroxisome organization; very long-chain fatty acid catabolic process; long-chain fatty acid import into peroxisome
Cellular component (GO): peroxisomal membrane; peroxisome
Molecular function (GO): ATP hydrolysis activity; ATP binding; ABC-type transporter activity
Source: RefSeq, a predicted model, not a curated record